Molecule: messenger RNA, 3861 nt
Organism: Ruditapes philippinarum (Manila clam)
Lineage: Eukaryota; Metazoa; Mollusca; Bivalvia; Venerida; Veneridae
Product: pre-mRNA-splicing factor ATP-dependent RNA helicase PRP16-like
Biological process (GO): mRNA splicing, via spliceosome
Cellular component (GO): intracellular anatomical structure; spliceosomal complex
Molecular function (GO): ATP binding; RNA binding
Source: RefSeq, a predicted model, not a curated record
CGACAAUCCAGAAUUGAUACACCGUCUCAUCCUGGAGGUGUAAGUAAUGCGGUAUUAGACCGACGUCAAGACCGGCAUGACAGAGAUAAAGACAAGGGAGUAUAUGCUUCAUCUAAACAUCAUGACAGGGAUAGAAAGAAGGACAGAAAGGAUAGAGAAAGAGACAGGCGACAUGAUAGAGAUAGGGAUAGAGAUAGACGGAAGAACAGAGAUAGAGAUGGAGACUACCGUAGUGAGAGAGGUUCAGAGCGCAGAGACAGGAACUCUGAUCGUCGAGAUCGACAUUCUGAAAGAAGUUCUCGCAGUUCUAGAGACUGGAAUGAUACUCCACGCAGAAGAAAUGAGCCUGCAACUCCUAAUAUAAGGCCGAAAGACACACCGUCUAGAUCUGCAUGGGACGAUGAUGAGGAUUUUACACCUCCAAAACGAUCAAGUUGGGAUAUGCUCACACCUAGUGGAUACGAUGACCGGGAGAGUGACCUUGAUACACCCUCUGAUUAUAGAAGAUCUAAAAGUUCAAGAUCAAGGAAUUACAGUAAAGAAACACCUUUACCUACGCCGUCAUACAAAUACAAUGAAUGGAUGGAUGAUAGAAAGAAAAUAAAAUAUACACCUAAAGAUUCCAGCAGACAAGAGAGGGUAGAUUUAGAGUUCAAGGAUGAUGAUGAUAAAGCAGACUGGGAGGAAGAACAGAAGAGACUUGAUCGAGAAUGGUACGGUCUCGAUGAAGGUUAUGACGACCAACAUAAUCCAUUCGCUGGCAUGUCAGAGAACUAUACAAAGAAGAAGGAGGAGGAAAUAGAAAAAAGAAAGAAAAAUCGAAUGUCUGCAAGACAGCGGCAGAUAAAUCAGGAUAUAGAAAAGUGGGAGACAAACAGAAUGUUACGUAGUGGCGUUGUGGAGAAGUUAAAUUAUGAUGAGGACUUUGAGGAGGAGAAUGAAGCCAGGGUUCAUCUUCUUGUACAUAAUAUAGUACCACCAUUCCUGGAUGGGAGAAUUGUGUUCACUAAACAGCCCGAACCUGUUAUACCUAUAAAGGAUCCUACCUCAGACAUGGCAGUGGUAUCUAAGAAAGGCUGUGCUGUAGUCAGGGUACACAGAGAACAGAAGGAAAGAAGAAAAGCUCAGAAAAAGGAAUGGGAGCUUGCUGGAACAAGGAUAGGGGAGAUAAUGGGGGUCAAGAAAAAAGAAGAAGAGGAUGAACGUGAGGAGAAAGACUACAAACAAGACUACAAGUUUGCUGAUUUACUACAAGACAAGACCGACGCUGUCAGUGAUUUUGCUAAGAGGAAAACAAUGUCACAACAGAGACAAUACCUACCAAUCUUUGCUGUCAGGAAUGAGUUAUUAAAUAUUAUACGAGAUAACAGUGUUGUGAUCAUUGUCGGAGAAACAGGAUCAGGAAAGACAACACAGCUUACACAGUAUUUACAUGAAGAUGGUUACACCAAGUAUGGUAUGGUAGGUUGUACACAACCUCGUAGAGUAGCAGCCAUGUCCGUUGCUAAGCGUGUAUCCGAGGAGUUGGGAGUUAAACUUGGAGAUGAGGUCGGCUAUGCUAUGAGAUUUGAGGACUGUACCAGUGAGAAUACAAUGAUCAAGUAUAUGACUGAUGGUAUAUUGUUACGAGAAUCUCUGAGAGAGUCAGAUCUGGAUCAUUACAGCGCUAUAGUGAUGGACGAAGCUCACGAACGUUCCCUCAACACAGAUGUUCUGUUUGGACUGUUAAGAGACGUAGUUUCUAGAAGACAGGACUUAAAGUUGAUUGUAACCUCGGCAACUAUGGAUGCUGGAAAAUUUGCUCAGUUCUUUGGCAAUGUGCCAACGUAUACAAUUCCGGGAAGAACGUUUCCUGUGGACAUCCUGUAUGCCAAAAAUCCUGUGGAAGAUUAUGUUGAUGCAGCUGUCAAACAAGCUUUACAGAUUCACUUAAUGGGUCUUGAAGGUGAUAUCUUAGUGUUCAUGCCAGGUCAAGAGGAUAUUGAGGUCUCAUGUGAGUUAUUAGGAGAGAGACUAGAAGAAUUAGAUGAUGCUCCUCCCCUGGCAAUUCUACCUAUAUAUUCCCAGUUACCUAGUGAUCUCCAGGCUAAAAUUUUCCAGAAAGCUCCAGAUGGAAUAAGGAAAUGUAUUGUAGCCACAAAUAUUGCUGAAACCUCUCUCACAGUUGAUGGAAUCAUGUUUGUAGUGGAUUCUGGGUACUGUAAACUUAAAGUGUUCAAUCCUAAAGUCGGUAUGGAUGCCCUUCAGGUCUUCCCUAUUAGUCAGGCAAAUGCCAAUCAGAGGUCAGGGAGGGCAGGAAGAACAGGUCCAGGACAAGCUUACAGAUUAUAUACAGCCAGGCAGUAUAAAGAUGAACUUCUCACAAUGACCGUCCCCGAAAUACAACGUACAAACCUCGCCAAUGUUGUACUACUGUUGAAAUCCCUUGGUGUCCAGGAUCUGCUCCAGUUCCAUUUUAUGGACCCACCACCUCAGGAUAACAUAUUAAACUCCAUGUACCAGUUAUGGAUUUUAGGAGCAUUAGACAAUACAGGGGCAUUAACUCCGAUGGGAAGAAAUAUGGUUGAGUUCCCGCUAGAUCCAGCCCUCUCCAAAAUGUUGAUCAAAUCGCUAGAGAUGGAGUGCAGUGCUGAAACUCUCUUCUUUCGGAGAGAUCGACAAUCAAAUGGUGGAGGUAUUGUUGUAUUUGUGAAAGAAAACUACCCUUGUGUUAGGCGUGAAGAUCUUGAAAACACCAAUAUGGAAAUUAUUUUACUGGAAAUUAAACCAUUUAAUCAAAAACCAUUUAUUCUUGGAUAUGUGUAUCGACCACCAUCAUCCCUGUCAUCUUGGAACUCGAUGUAUGAAGAUACCCUGGAAAAAUUAAUUUGUGAAGACAAGGAACUGUUGAUAAUGGGAGACUUUAAUAUUGAUUUUAAAACUGAAAAUUCAUUGAAAUCAAACUGGUUAAAACUAAAUGACAGUUACAAUCUUUGCCAAAUGUGUACGCAACACACACUCCCAGAAAUUAAUGACAGCCAAGAAAAUUCAAACUUUUCUUCUAAAUUUGAAAUACCACUUGUAACGAAAGAGUUUGUUCAAAAAGAGUUACUAAAUCUUGACGAAAGCAAGUCUACAGGUCUGGAUGAACUUGGGCCAAAAUAUCUAAAAAUGUCAGCUGACAUCAUAGCGAAUUCAAUUACAUAUAUUAUGAACUUAAGCAUUUCUAAUGAUAUAUUCCCAAACCAAUUUAAGAUUGCAAAAGUUACACCUAUAUUUAAAAAAGGUUCUAAAAGUGACAAAUGCAACUACAGACCAAUCUCAAUCCUUCCAAUACUAACCAAAAUCAUUGAACGCCAUGUCUCUAAUAACCUCAAAGACUUUCUAGAAUCUAACAACUUAAUCUAUAACUAUCAGUCUGGCUUUAGAAAAGAUCACUCCUGUGAAACUGCCUUACUUUCAAUAGUAGAUAGGUGGAUAAAUGCUAUUAACGAUGGAAAAGUUGUUGGAACACUGUUUCUCGACCUUUCAAAGGCGUUCGACCUAGUAGAUCACUCUAUUCUUAUCCAGAAACUACAAACACUUAAUAUCAGCAAUAAAACAAUACUGUGGUUUAAGUCCUACCUACAGGAUAGGCUUCAAAAGGUAUCUAUAUCUGGGAAACUAUCAAAACCAGGACAUAUAAAAUCAGGAGUUCCCCAAGGAUCUGUUCUUGGUCCACUUUUAUUUCAUAUAUAUAUAAAUGAUCUUCCAAAUGAACUAAAGGAAAUUUUUACAGAUAUAUUUGCUGAUGAUACAACUAUUUCUGCAGUUGGAACAACUUAUCUGGAAGUACAAACAAAAUUACAAACUGCAUUAGAUAAUUGGCUACAGAAACAAUAG